Messenger RNA from Heterobasidion irregulare TC 32-1, 1657 nucleotides. RefSeq lists its product as uncharacterized. Gene Ontology annotation, cellular component: nucleus. NCBI's taxonomy places the organism in Eukaryota, Fungi, Basidiomycota, Agaricomycetes, Russulales, Bondarzewiaceae. Gene Ontology annotation, molecular function: metal ion binding; ubiquitin-protein transferase activity. The record is from RefSeq and is a predicted model, not a curated record. The transcript is spliced from 9 exons. The coding region runs from base 1 to 1497 and encodes 498 amino acids. Gene Ontology annotation, biological process: ubiquitin-dependent protein catabolic process; mitotic cell cycle checkpoint signaling; protein ubiquitination.
AUGUCGCAAGAUCCAUUACAGAAACCCUCUACCAGCCUGAAACGGAGGGCUUCAUUGACUUUCGAGGGUAUGGAGGACGACAGCAGGAAGAGAGUGAAGGAAAGCGCGCCAUUCGAUGAAGGCAUUUCUCCCGAGAAAGAACAGCCCGUCAUUAUAUCUGGCCAGGCUCUUGCAGAUGACCUCGAGCAGGAGCUCCAGUGCGGGUGUUGCUCCGCACUCUUGUAUAGACCCGUAAUCGUGAGCCCAUGUCAGCAUUAUUUCUGUGGGAGUUGCUGCGCGUUGUGGGUUCGGAACGGUGGGACGAAUUGUCCAGCAUGCAGAGGUGCAUCGACAACUGUAUCUCCAUCUCGUCCGCUCCAAGUUAUGGUCGACGUUCUCUUACGCGCCGAUCCAUCGCGAGGUCGAUCCCAGAGCGAAAAGCAACAAGCAGACGAAAUCUAUCGGCCUGGUCAAUCGUUCAGGAUCCCGUCUCCUCGAGAAGUAUCACCUGAGCCGACUAUUCCUCAAACUGUCGAAUUUGCGCGUCCAUGUCCCCACUGUCUGCCCGGAAAUCGAUACGGCUGGAGAUGCAGUCAGCCAAUCCCUGAUCCCGCUACGGAUCCCGACAACGCAUGGCACGUCGAUGACGGCUCUCCUCCCGGUCACGGAUACUGUGGCAAUUGCGAGAAUCUCUUGGCUCUGCGAGCACCAACGACCACUAAAUGUGACAUGUGCCAAGUGUCAUUUUGCGGCAUCGGCGUUCAAGGACGGUGUAUUGCAGCUUCGCUGAUGUCCCAACAUCCGCAUGGGAUGUCAGACAUCGGAGACCUCAUCCAGUCUGCCGAAGUAUACGAAUGUUUUGACGGGAAUACCGUCGAGGUAGACAUUAUGCUGGACUACCUGACAGCUAACCGUAUUACGCCAAGGUAUAUUUAUCGCGAGAUAAUCGAGCAUAUCCAGUCGCAACCUCGCAAAUUCGUGCCAUUGAUCGAACUGGACCUCUUCGCCGACGUCCAUAGUGUUGCGGCCGGUAUAGACCCCGGCGCUGACGGUCCGCGCGAGCGGAUCUGCAGGCUAUGUGCGACGGAGGUUCUACUCUGGGGACUCAAGGACUGGUGGAUUCGUGAGCGGAAGAAAGGGUUCCUUGAUGAGAGCGUAACAAUUAGGAAGGAUUGUCCCGAUGGCAGUAGCUGUCAUCAUCAGGGUGAACACGCACAUGCGAAAGAGUUUAACCACAUCAUCCAUCCACCAGAGCCACAACCGCAAGAUGUUGCCCAUGAUCACCCCGAGCGACGAGACCCUGUAUCAAUACCGACGCAACCUGAUCAUGUCGCUCACACACAACCUGAACAGCCCCCACAGACUCAGCCCGAUACCUCGUCGCAUCUUUCGAUGGGUAACUCCGAGGCGGAUGUCGCAGCUGUGCUGUUGGGAAUCGAUGCUGCGCCCCCGCCCGCAUCAGAUGACGGCUUCGAGCAUCUACAAGGCUAUCCGGACCCCGUUGAACCGCUCUUCUGAGAACAAGAGGACGUGGAUUGCAUCACCAUCUCUCGUUGAUUGCCAUUGCAUAUGGCUGAUAUCAUUCAUCAUCUGUAUACGCCCUCAUGACACGUUAUGUACGAAUUUUCCUUCUUCAUCAAUCGACUUGUCUCGGAUAUGCCUUCCAUGUUUUGACGUU